Molecule: messenger RNA, 1117 nt
Organism: Nilaparvata lugens (brown planthopper)
Lineage: Eukaryota; Metazoa; Arthropoda; Insecta; Hemiptera; Delphacidae
Product: H2.0-like homeobox protein
Exons: 5
Coding region: 234-1055 (273 amino acids)
Biological process (GO): regulation of DNA-templated transcription
Molecular function (GO): DNA-binding transcription factor activity, RNA polymerase II-specific; sequence-specific DNA binding
Source: RefSeq, a predicted model, not a curated record
AUUGCAGGUUCCAGGAACGAGCAUGCGUUUAGUGUUCCCUGGAUGUUUGUGUGGGGUGGUGUUACUCAAAGACUCAACAGUAUCACGUGUGAUAUAAGUUUCGAGAGUGUUAUCAUUGUGCUUCAUUUUCAUCAGCAAUUGAGCUACCCGUCUCCAGUUGAAUAUUGGAUGAUUGAGGACUCUCUACAGUCUACACAUUUAAUCCUGGAAAGCCACGAGGAAACCACUGGAAAAUGGAUGGAUCGCCCUCUUCACUGUACGAAGAAAGUUUGAAAAGUGUUUCGGCUCAAGUGGAGCGACCGGCGGAAUUGAAUGUUCCGAUUUCGUCAUCCACCGUUUCGAGUCGCGUGCUAAAGUUCGGAGUCGACAGAAUUCUGUCCGAUGAUAUUCGCAGUGACACGAAUUCGCAACUGGUUACAACUGCUGAACUAGCACAAGACCACAUUGCUAACAGCCUUCACCAUUUCUACAUUUCCAAUGACACAGUGACACCUAGGAGCAGCCUACAGCAUCUGUCACCAGCCAGUGCUCUGCCCUCGACCACUGGGUCACCACCCUGCUCGAGUUGUGUCAGCUCCAUGCUGAGAUGCUGCAGCCUUCACAUGCCAGAGCUGGCCCACUACAGGCCAACCAUCUACACGGCUCGCUACUGCUCCUUGCUACACAACCCCAAACCAGUCAGGCCUUACACCAACUUGAUUUUUGAGAGUGAAUUCCCAAGCGGCAACCUGUGUAUAAGUGGGAACAACAGCAGUAACACAACAGUUGGCAGUUCAGCAAACGGCAUGAGCAAGCGGAAACGAAGUUGGUCUAGAGCGGUCUUCUCGAAUCUGCAGAGGAAAGGCCUCGAAAAGCGGUUUCAAAUACAAAAGUAUAUCACGAAACCAGAUCGACGUCAGUUGGCUGCUACUUUGGGACUCACUGAUGCUCAGGUGAAAGUGUGGUUUCAAAACAGAAGAAUGAAAUGGCGUCACAGCAAAGAGCUGAAAUACCACAACCAGUGUGGCAACUCAAGCAUAGCCAAACUCACACCAACAACCGAUGUCUCCAAGUGACUUCUUCAAAAUAUCAAUAUUUCUGUAAAUAUUCUACUAAUAUAAUACGAAAAUACUCGUAA